AGUACACGAUAUGGGCUGUAACUCUUAAAUGGACCCACGCCAUUCCACCCAUAUAAAACACAAACGAUGGGCUGGCUUCAUUUGGACGGCAAUGGAGAAAAUGGCGCCUGAACCAAAGAGGAGAAAGAUACGGCAGCCACCCUCUCGCAGGCCUGUUUCUUCGCCUACCGCAGAAAAAUCCAGAGAUGCUACAUCAGUGAGUCAUUUUACAGCUGCAACAGCUCAAACUAGCGAAAUUAAUGUCAGGAUUCAACAGGCAAAAAAUUUUUCAGUUGCACAAGCACAACAAGAAGAAACUGAACCGUCCAAGGAACGACAGGUAGCUAUUAAAGGUGGGCCAUUUUGCCAACUAGCUCAACCCCCAUCAGCCUAGCUAAGCUUUUCGAUGCCAAUCAUCUUACUAUGAUCGGCUGGAGGAGAAAGUCAAACCUAGCCACCAUUUCACACGUGUUGACCGUUGGAUCCUUGGAGGCACCAACAGGCUCCUUCACGCGACGAGGCCACCCAUCUUUUUCUUCAACUCCAACCUUGGAGGGCCUUGAGCGGUGGAAGCCCGUCUGAUUAUUAAAAAUUAAAACUAUGGUCUACAGGAAGGCUGACACACAGAUUACUGACAUGCAUGCAUGCUUAGACGCAAAGUUGGAUUUCGGGGUUUCUA
Messenger RNA from Mangifera indica (mango), 658 nucleotides. RefSeq lists its product as uncharacterized. Bases 29 to 373 code for a protein of 114 amino acids. The transcript is spliced from 5 exons. The record is from RefSeq and is a predicted model, not a curated record. NCBI's taxonomy places the organism in Eukaryota, Viridiplantae, Streptophyta, Magnoliopsida, Sapindales, Anacardiaceae.